CGCAAUCAGUGUUCAUUGAACAGAACUAAUGGAUUGCUGGAGAUGCUGUGGUAUAAGUCUGAAAAUUCUCAUUCUACUGGUUCUUCAGAAUUUGAAUCUAAGUGUAACAGUGUGUGAUACAGCAGAUGGCAUCUUCACCAAUUUUACCAGUGGGGAAGAUUUGGGAACCAUAAAUCGAAACCAAGAACCUUAUUCCUCUACAAACCACGUUGAAUCUUCACAAACGACCACAUGCAAUAAUCUCAGGAAUAUCCAUGACAACAGGCUGAUCUCUUCAAGGAGUGUUUACAGCUUUGACAUCCCAGAAAAUGUAAUCCCAGGUACUAAGGUGGGCUUAGUAACAGCUUCUGCUCCAAAUCAAGGAGUCGAUGACAAGGUUUAUGCAAUUCAAGAAGAUGACGGGAAUGGUCUCUUUGUUAUUAAUCCAGCUACCGGAAAUUUUACCCUGACUCGUUCUUUAGACUUUGAGUCAGCAAAGUAUUACAUUCUCACUGUGAAAGUUCUGAGUACAGAUGAGCAAUUCAAUUUGAUUCGGGCUUACUUCAAUGUGUUGGAUAUCAAUGACAACCCUCCAGUGUUCCAUCCUGAUUCCUACAGUAUUAACAUAAUGGAAAAUGUCCCCAUUGGCACCAGUAUUUUAACCCUGAAUAUAACUGAUGCUGAUGAAGGUCCAAACGCUGCUUUGACAUUUAAAAUAAUCUCAGGGGAUCUCAAUGGGCAGUUUGCAGUUGACAGAAAUGCUGUAGUUACAGUCGAAAAGAAAUUAAAUCGAGAACACCAAUCUGUCUAUGCUUUAAUUGUGCAAGCUGUUGAUCAAGCUCAAUGUGAUUCGACACGUUUCACAAGCAGUGCAUGGAUAACUGUGAAGCUCAAUGAUGUAAAUGAUAACACACCUGAGUUUAAAACUGUGAACACUAUCUACAUUCCAGAAGAUACUUCCAUUGGUUCAGUAAUAAUGACAGUUUCUGCUGUGGAUCUGGAUAGUGGGCUCAAUGGCCAGAUUGAAUACUCUCUGCAGGAACUCACAAGGAACAAGUUUAGCAUCAACACAACAAGCGGAGAACUUAGCAUCAUUGGAGAUCUUGAUAGAGAACUAGUGGAAAGGGUUAUGAUAGAUGUGAUUGCUUCAGAUAAAGGAGAGCCACCACUAUCUUCCUCAAUAAGCAUUACAGUAAUCAUUACUGAUGUUAAUGACAACAGUCCUAUCUUCAUGGAAAACAUUUAUACUGUCACAGUGGAUGAAAAUAUACCUCGUGGCUCAGAUUUGCUCAUCGUUUCAGCUACUGACUCUGAUGAAGGCAAAAAUGGGCAAGUUCGAUAUGUUCUUAGCAGCAAGGACUUUUGCAUUGAUUCAGUCACGGGACUAAUCUCAGUUUCUGGAAAAUUGGAUCGUGAAAAAACUCCAUGGUAUUCCUUUGUGGUAUUUGCGUUGGAUGAUGGAAAGAGUCCCAAGUCAGGGACAGCUACUGUCAAUGUUAUACUCAGGGAUUUCAACGAUUUUGCACCCAUCAUCCAGCCCAUGCAAGUGACUUUUCAUCUCAUGGAGAAUACAAGUACAGUUCCACAAAUUGUGCAUCAGGUACUGGGACGUGAUGAUGAUCUGGGCUCCAACAGUAAGCUGACCUACCAGAUUAACCUUGGAAAUGAAGAUGGCAAAUUCUCAAUCUCAGCAAAUGGAAGUCUCAGCCUCGUGCAGAGUCUAGAUAGAGAGAUUCGAGCAGAAUAUAUGCUGGUGGUGACUGCCACAGAUGCAGGUGAUCCACCACUUACUGGAUCUGGAACAAUCAGAAUAAUUGUUGAUGAUCUCAACGAUAACACUCCUCUUUUUGACCAACGUCAAUGCAGUGUCACAGUCAGUGAAGCUGCCCCCAUUGGCUUCAAGGUUUUAACUGUCCAUGCGGUCGAUCCAGAUGCUGGAGGGAAUGGGCAAGUCAGGUAUGAUGGCAAAACAACCUGGAAGAUAAUAAAUUUCUACUCAAUGGAUUUUGGAGAGUCUCCAUUCUCUAUUGACCCAAUCAGUGGAGAAAUUGUUACUACUUCUACUUUGGACAGGGAAAUGCAGACAAGUUAUACACUGAUUGUUCUAGCUACUGACAAAAAUCACAUGGAGCCAUUGUCCAGUUCAACCUUAGUGUUGGUCAUAGUAGAGGAUGUAAAUGAUGAGCCACCUGAGUUCCUGAAUGAUCCAUAUGUCGCAAAUGUCCCUGCAAUUCGAAAUGAGGGUUCAUUUGUUUACGCCGUAACAGCAAAAGAUAGAGAUACAGGAAUAAAUGCUGACCUGAGCUUUUCCUUGUAUGGCCCGAAUGCAAACAAGUUUGCUAUUGAUCCAGUUAGGGGUGUGAUUUUUGCAAAACAGAUAUUGAAAGGAUUAAUGGACAUUACAGUAAUUGUUAAUGUAAUUGAUGGAGGAGACAAUCCAAAAAUGGACAGUACAACUCUUACAGUGCGGUUUCAAAGUACCAAUGACUUCCCACAAUUCUUCGUGGAUAACAAAGUGCAUGUCUAUCCUGAAGAUCAAGCAGUCAAUACUGUGAUUUCUAAGGUCAGUGCCUUUGGCAACGUGAAAGGAAAAAUUAGACCUAUUCUCUUUUAUCUUGUGGCAGGCAACUUUGGAGAUGUGUUUCAAAUGGACCAACUAACAGGAGAAUUGACGAUAAAAAACACGUUGGAUUUUGAGAUUGUAAAAUAUUACCAGCUCUGGAUUGAAGCCAGGAAUUCAGGUUCACCACCAUUUUCUUCUUAUGCCAGAAUAGACAUAAAUAUUACAGAUGUAAAUGAUAAUUUUCCUGAAUUCAAACAGAGUAUCUACAGAUGUGAAGUAUAUGAGAAUGUUCCAGCCUGUGAUGUUUGCAACGUAUCUGCAGCUGAUUUGGAUUCUGGUCUGAAUGGAUUCAUAGAAUAUAGUAUUUUUGCUGGAAAUGUUAAUGAUGCAUUUAAGAUCAAUAGUUCCAGUGGAGUCAUAAGAACUGCUCAGAUGUUGGAUAGAGAACAGAUGGCAUUAUAUACUUUAAUAGUUAAAGCAAAAGACCAAGGAAGCAACACCAAAACAGGCACGGCAACAGUCAUUAUUUCUGUCCUUGACAAAAAUGACAACGCUCCUCGGUUUUCCCAAAUCUUCCUUGCGCAUGUUCUUGAAAACGCUCCAGUUGGCUUUACCAUUGUACGGAUUACAACUACCGAUGACGAUAUUGGUAUGAAUGCAAUUAGUACAUACAGUAUUCCAGGUAAGACAGCAAGUCUGCCAUUUGGCGUGAAUCAAAGCACUGGAGAUUUGAUUGUGACAAGGUUAUUGGACAGAGAGACAACAGAUUGGUACAUUGUACGAAUACAUGCCAAUGAUUCAGCAUGGGAUGUAAACACAGAUGUCACCAUAUUCGUCAUUGAUACAAAUGACAAUGUACCACAGUUUACUGAGCCAUUUUACAGUUUAACCAUUCCAGAACCUAAGGAGAAAGAAAUGUUUGUUCUGCAAGUAUCUGCCACUGACCCUGAUUUGGAAAGCAAUGGAAACAUUUUCUACAUGCUUCAGCCUCCACAUGAAUUCUUCAGAGUGAAUGCAACUACUGGUGAGAUUUUCACGAAGCAACUCAUUCCAUUUAAAAUCUUAGAUAACCCUAGUGGUGACUGGAACAAAAUUAAUUUUACUCUAACUGCCUCAGACCUUGGUGAGCCACCGAAUCUCAGUGAGACAACUGUAACAAUUACUAUCAUAGCUCGCAAUGAUCAUCCCCCUAUAUUUUUACCACAUAGACAGUUAACUCCAGUUCCUGUGAAUUUGGAGUUUGGCACCAAAGUGAUUAAACUAACUGCAGUUGAUGAAGACUCAUAUUCAAAUGGAGAACUAGAAUAUUAUAUCACUGGAAACAAUGGUUCAUUUCUAUUUGGCAUUGAGCAAGAUAGUGGCUGGAUUUUCAUUGCAAACUCUUUAGCUUCAAGUCUGAACAAAGUUUUCACUGUAUCAAUAACAGCACAUGAUAAAGGCACACCAUCCCUUUCUUCUAGUACAAUAGUCAACUUUAUAGUCACUGAAGAAAAUAGAUUUGCCCCACAAUUUUUCUCACAGCAACUGAGUUAUUUCAUUCCUGAGGACUGGUCUGCUGGUUCGCUUAUAGAUAAUCUUACUGCCUUUGACAAUGACCAAGGGGUAAAUGGCCAAAUCAUGUACUCAAUAGUAGCUGGCAAUGAUGGAGCAUAUUUUUCUAUUGAAAACACAACUGGGUUGCUCACUUUACUUAGAAGUUUGGAUUUUGAAAUGGAUUCUGUUUACAUUCUUCAGAUUUAUGCUGAAGAUGGUGGAUGGAUGUCAAAGACUGGUUCUGUUAAUGUUAUUAUACAAGUCGAAGAUGCUAAUGACAAUCCUCCUGUAUUUUGUGACCAGGUAUUUUUUGCAACUGUGGCAGAGAACUCACCAUGUGGUACUACAGUCUUUAAAGUUAAUGCUACAGACAAUGACUCUGGAAUCCAUGCUGAGAUAAAUUACAUUAUUGAGGGUGGACAUCCUGAAUUUUUUAUAGAUCCACAGUUUGGAAUAAUUACUGUGCAAGAGAUUUUAAAUUUUGAGCUGCAUCAGUUUUAUGAAGUAACGGUCAGAGCAUUUAACACUCAUGACAGUAGUAAGUUCAGUCUGGCUAAAGUGUAUGUUAAUGUUACAGGUGUGAAUGAAUACAUCCCUCAAUUUGCUAAAACAUUGUAUAAUUUUUCUGUUUCAGAGAAUGCACUCAAUGGAACUAUUGUAGGCUGUGUGACUGCAACUGAUUGCGAUCUUGGUUUUGAUGGCAUUGUUAACUAUUUACUUAUAGGAAAAAGCAAAGAGAGAGGCUUUCAGAUCAAUAUGAACACUGGGGAGGUAGUUGUCUCUGGGAACAUGAAACAAAACAGAGGUAGUCAUAUUCUUCUUCAAGUGCUUGCUAAGAAUAUUGGAAGCAUAAGUGGUUUUGAUGUGGAUGAAGCACUAAUUAAUAUUACUAUUCUCGAAGAUAGUAAUGCCCUCAUUUUUAAAUCUGCCAUCUAUCAGACACAUGUGAGAGAAGAUUCACUCGUUGGCACUUCAGUCAUAUCUCUGAUGGCUGAUAACUCAGGCACCAUUCCAGAAUGGAAACAGUUUGAGAUUCAAAUUAAAGAUGGAAACAAAAAUAAUUCAUUUUCUGUGAAUUCUCAAACAGGUGAAGUGUUUAUUGCAUCUUCACUUGAUAGGGAGACCACGCCAUUUUAUAACUUGACCAUUACUGCUUUUCGUAGAGGGACCAGCCCAGCAACAGGGAAUGCACAACUGAUGAUCAUAGUUGAUGAUGUGAAUGACAAUGGUCCUAUUCUUGUUAGCACUGAAGGAUACAUAAUGGAGAAACAACCGCCUGGUACGCAACUUAUUUACCUGAAUGCUACGGAUCUGGAUUCACUCCCCAAUCAAGGGCCAUUCAGGUACCAGCUAGCAGAUAACAGUAAUGCCAGUAGUUUUGUUACAUUGUCUCCAGCUGGUGUUCUGUCAACGCAGAAAAUGAUUGAAAGGGAAAUCAUCAGUGAGUUGUAUCUGCCUAUAAUUGUGCAUGAUUCUGGAAUUCCAUCUAUGUCUUCAGUGAGUAUUUUUCAUGUCCUUGUACUAGAUCAAAAUGAGAACGUUUUUCAGCCGAGAAACCUUUAUAUUCAAAUCAAUUAUUAUGGCAAAUAUUUCCCUGGUGGAAAGGUAGGUAAUGUAAUGUCAGAGGAUCUGGAUGUGCCAAAUAUAUUCAACUGCAGCAUAGUAACCAAUUCUACCACCCAUUUCACGAUCACAACAGACACCUGUGAACUGCAAUCUGGAAAACAGCUUUCUGAAAAGGACUUCAAUCUUACAGUCCGGGCAAACAAUGGUUUUCAUAGUCCUGUGUCCAGCAAUAUUUAUAUAAAAUACAAACAUUUUAAUAAUGUCACAAUUGACAAUAGUGUUCUUCUUCUGGUCAGAGUCUCCAUUAGAGAGUUUUUGGACAAAAAGUAUUUGCAUUUUGUCAAGACUGUCGAUGACCUCAUAAGCAAAAAUAACACAAAACUCUACGUUUUCGGAAUGAUGCCCAUGAGUAGGCAUGUCCUCCUGAUGGCAGCUAUUGAAAAGAACAAUGGGCAGACUCUAUCUCGAAGUACUUUAAUAGACAUUUUCACCACUCAUGAACAAUGGCUGAGAACUCAUACUGGAAUCACAAUUUCUGCAGUUACUUAUGAUCCAUGUAAAGUUCCUCUGUCAAUUUUCUGA
Molecule: messenger RNA, 6223 nt
Organism: Chiloscyllium plagiosum (whitespotted bambooshark)
Lineage: Eukaryota; Metazoa; Chordata; Chondrichthyes; Orectolobiformes; Hemiscylliidae
Source: RefSeq, a predicted model, not a curated record